Brassica napus (rape) is the source of this 2279-nucleotide messenger RNA. Its product is annotated as probable LRR receptor-like serine/threonine-protein kinase At5g59680. The record is from RefSeq and is a predicted model, not a curated record. Lineage: Eukaryota; Viridiplantae; Streptophyta; Magnoliopsida; Brassicales; Brassicaceae. Bases 137 to 1156 code for a protein of 339 amino acids. The transcript is spliced from 3 exons.
UUUGGAUUGUGGGCUACCUGCGAAUGGACGGUCCCCUUAUAAUGAUACGUUUAGCAGGCUGCACUUCUCCUCGGACGCAACAUUCAUCCAGAGUGGAAAAACUGGUAAAAUUCAGUCAACUCUGGUGAGUAGAUUCAUGAAGCCAUACACAACGCUGAGGUACUUUCCAGAUGGUAUACGGAACUGCUACAAUCUAAAUGUGGGGAAGGGGAGUAAAUAUCUGAUCAGAGCUACUUUUAUAUACGGAAAUUACGAUGGUCAUGACAUUAAACCAGUCUUCGAUCUUUAUCUUGGACCUAAUCUAUGGGCCACGAUAGAUUUGGAAAGAGCGGUGAAUGGUACACGGCAAGAUAUGUUACACAUCCCAACAUCAAACUCGUUGCAGAUUUGUCUUGUUAAGACUGGCGAAACUACACCACUAAUAUCGGCUUUGGAAUUACGGCCAAUGGAAAAUGUUUCUUAUAGCACUGAAUCUGACUCCCUGAAUCUUUACAACAUGUAUUAUCUUAGCAAGUCAGGAUCUCAGAUACGGUACUCAAGAGAUAUCUAUGACCGGAUAUGGAGAUCAUACUUUAAGAUGGAAUGGACGCAGAUUUCCACCGAUCUCGAUGUGGUCCAUUCCAACAAAUAUGCUCCACCGAAAGAUGCACUAAAAUAUGCUGCCACGCCUACUAAUGCCAGUGCGCCAUUGACGAUUGAAUGGAGUUCAGCAAAUCCUGAUGCCCAAUAUCACUUAUACGCACACUUUGCUGAGCUCCAAGAUUUGGAGGCAAAUGAAACCAGGGAGUUCAGCAUGGUAUGGAAUGGACAACAUUAUUAUGGCCCUCUAGUUCCGUUGAAGUUAAAUUUACUAACUAUCUUUAAUAAGUCACCAAGAACUUGCAAUGGAGGUAAAUGCAGUGUUCAGUUGAUAAGAACUAACAGAUCAACUCUUCCACCGCUACUUAAUGCUUUUGAAGUCUUCACAGUUAUUCACCUUCCACAGUCCGAAACAGAUGAAAGCGACGUGAGUGCUAUAAAAAGCAUCGCAACAAGCUAUGCACUGAGUAGAAUCAACUGGCAAGGUGAUCCAUGCGUCCCUCAGCAGCUCAGGUGGGACGGUUUAAACUGCACCAACACGGUUGCGUCCAUGCCACCAAGACUCACUACUUUGUAAGUCUAAAGUUUUGUUGUACUUUCCCUCACAGACUCUUCAAUAUUUGAUAGUAUUCGUGAUCACUAACACUUAAAAUCUGAUUCUGAACACUAGAAACUUGUCUUCAAGUGGUUUAACUGGAACAAUAGCAGCUGCCAUUCAAAACCUUACACAGUUAGAAAAACUGUAAGUAUUAAGAUCGUUUAAUGAAGGCGAGAAAUUGGUAUUAAGGAUAUGGAUAGCUGGAUGGAUGGGAGUAAAUGUGAUAAACCGUCCAUGUAUUAAUUUAUUCUGUCUUUCUAACAUUAGGGACUUGUCGAAUAAUAACUUGACUGGAGGAGUGCCUGAGUUUCUAGGCAACAUGAAAUCGUUGACGGUCAUGUACGUGAUUCUCUAGAUAUAUUUUCCAAUAGAUUUUAAAAUUUCACCUCAUGUAAGAGUCGUUUUUAACAGAAAUUUAAGCCGGAACAAUCUUAGUGGUUCACUUCCUCAAGCCUUUCAAAGGAAAGGACUAGAGCUAUCGUAAGAAAAUUUCCACAUAGCUUUUGAAAUUUAUCAUUCGUUACCUAUAACCCUUUUGGUGCAUUUGUUGUCCUGAACAACCCUUGUCUUGUUGUAGUGUUGAAGGAAACCCAAGACUUUGUCUCUCUGAUCCAUGUAAAAAGCCAACUAAGAAGAAGGUUGUUGUGACAAUUGUUGUAUCAGUUGCUUCUGCAGCCACUGUCAUUUUUGUAGUGGUUCUUUUUCUUGUAGUCAGAAUGAAAAACCUAAGUAUUAUGGAAGGUAAUUGCAAGAGAUCCUCUAAUAGCAUUCUAAUGCAGCUCUAUUUUCUCCUCUUAUUUUCCUCUAAAAUAGAAUAACUCUAUUAUAGAGGUGGAUUUGCUCCAAUGGUAUAGUUCUAUAAUAAAAUUACUAUAUACAAGAAUAGAAUAUAGAGAAAUGUUAUUUAUAAUAGAGUUAUUCUAUUUUAGAAUAGAAUAUAGAAAAGAAAAUAAAGUUGCAUUGGUGAUAAUCUAAAUAAGAAACCAUAUAAAAAUGUUUUAAAUGCCGUUGAUUACAUUUUUAUUCCGAUGUACAGGUCUCCAUUUGCUACUGGGGACGUCAAUGGCAAAUGUUACAUUUGCUAAUAAGAAAAGCAGAAGGU